This is a messenger RNA of Coregonus clupeaformis (lake whitefish), 2276 nucleotides long. RefSeq names its product zinc finger and BTB domain-containing protein 8B. The transcript is spliced from 5 exons. The record is from RefSeq and is a predicted model, not a curated record. Bases 116 to 1924 code for a protein of 602 amino acids. Gene Ontology annotation, molecular function: DNA-binding transcription factor activity, RNA polymerase II-specific; protein binding; RNA polymerase II cis-regulatory region sequence-specific DNA binding. Gene Ontology annotation, biological process: regulation of transcription by RNA polymerase II. Lineage: Eukaryota; Metazoa; Chordata; Actinopteri; Salmoniformes; Salmonidae.
AGUGGUUGUUGUGGUUACCUAGCUGCUGAGGCUACAACAGCAUAUCAACUUGUGUGUUUACUUACGACUACUUUCAACGUUUAGUCAGAAAGAACUGUGAAGCGGUGUUGUGGAGAUGGAGGUGUCAGGCUACCAGUCCAAGCUGCUGUGUGAGCUCAAUGUGCAGCGGAAGAGAGACUUCUUCUGUGACUGCAGUAUAGUCGUUGAGGGGCGGGUCUUCAAGGCCCAUCGCAACGUCCUAUUCGCCGGCAGCGGCUACUUCCGCGCCCUAUUGGUCCACUACCUACAGGACAGCGGUCAGCACCACAGCACGGCCUCUCUGGACAUCGUGACGGCCGAGGCCUUCUCCUCCAUCCUGGACUUCCUGUACUCGGGCCGACUGGACCUGCGCAGCGAGAACGUCAUCGAGGUGAUGUCAGCGGCCAGCUACCUCCAGAUGACUGACGUGGUCUCCUUCUGUAAAGGCUACAUCCGCUCCUCUCUGGAGAUCUACAAUAGGGAUAAUGAGGGGGAGAGAGAGAGAGAGGGGGAGAGAGAAAGAGAGAGGGAGAGAGACAAAGGGAGGGAACGGGAAAAAGAGAGGGAGAGAGAAAGAGAGAGGGAGAGAGACAAAGGGAGGGAACGGGAAAAAGAGAGGAAGAGAGAAAAAGAGAGGGAGAGAGAGGGUCCGGCUGACAGUGGAACCCCAGCCUUGCCACCUCCCUCUUCCAGUGCCUCUGUAGCUGUAACUGUUCCUCCGUUGUCACUAGAGGGAGAUGGAGUUACUAAUGUAAAUUCAGAGCCCUCCCCAUCCACUGUCACAGACCCGCCAUCCUCAGCAGCCCUCCCCAGUGUCCCCACGCCCUCCGGCCCUAGCAGGGACUCGGAGAGCGACGACUGCAGCUCCAGAGGGGAGUUCCCAUCUCAUACUAUCGGGGGCCGGACCCCCCACGGACACAGGGACCACCCGACGAACCCCCUUUCCUCCUCGACCUCUGGGUUGACCUUAGAACUGGUGCUCCCCAAGAUCGAGUACGACCCCGAUGACGAGCCCGAGGAGGGGUCCCCCGAUACCAAAGACCUGCCAUUGUUUAUGGGACCCCCCCUCCACACCCACCACGCAGACCACCUCCAUGACAGGCUGGCGUCCCCCAGCCCUUCCCCCAGCAGCGAGCGCUCCUCCCUGGGCUUCGGGGGCUGCCACGCCAGGCAGUUCGUGGAUGUGCUGUUGAGAGGUGGCUCCAGCCCCCAGAGGGACAGAGGGGAGCAGGGCCUGAUGUUUGCCCAGGGAAUGGGCCUCUGGGGUGGGGGAGGCAGGGUGGAUGAGGGCCUGGGGAUGGGUGGUUCCUCCAUAAUGGAGAUACAGAGCGACUGGUACGGAGAGGACACAGGAGAUGGCUUGGUGGUGCCGGUGAAGCUCCAUAAGUGUCCGUUCUGCCCGUACACUGCCAAGCAGAAGGGCAUCCUGAAGAGACACAUCCGCUGUCACACUGGAGAGAGACCCUUCCCCUGUGAGACAUGUGGCAAGAGGUUCACACGCCAGGAGCACCUCCGCAGCCACUCACUCAGCGUGCACCGCUCCAGUUGGCCCGUGGUAUGUAAGGGGUGCAGGUGUAGCUUCACUGGAGCCCUGUCCAACGGACUCAAACGCUUUGGCCUGUGUGACAACUGUACCUGUGUUAAUACCACGGGCCACGACGACCACUCACCUCCCGCCCACAUCAACCUCAACGGCCAACCAGAGGCCAUGGAACGCGGGGACGGAGACAGUGAUUGGCCCAGGUUCAUGGAUGAUGCUGAUGACAUGGAGGCAGGGGGAGGGAUCGUAGAGGAACUGGGGGAGAAGGGGGAACUAUACAGACGACUGUCAGAGAUCCCAUCCACAGUGGACAUGAAGGAGAGGAGACAAGGAAAGGAAGAAUUGAACUUUCAGACACAGUUUUAAUCCCAUCUUGCCGUCUACCUCCCCCAGUGGUUUAAUAGGGGAACAAUCCAUGUCUGAGACAGAUGUCCAUGUUAACUUUGUAUUGGCUACUAUUUUGGACCAAAAUAACUAUGGUACAGAAUUGCAUGACCGUAAGAGGACUGGGUUUUCCCUAGGAGAAAGACAUCUCUUCUAGUUGACUUGGUCAUGGUGGCACAAUGCACCAGGUGAUGUUAUACCACAGCAGUUUGUUCUCCACGGAAACAGCAGACAUCUUGUCCUCAACAGCCCUCAUCAACUCAAAGGAGAUGUGUCGCGCUGCAUGGUGGUCACUCUAGAUACUGACUGGUUUUCUGAUCCACGCCCCUACCUU